Messenger RNA from Protopolystoma xenopodis, 552 nucleotides. The record is from the annotation of a GenBank genome assembly. NCBI's taxonomy places the organism in Eukaryota, Metazoa, Platyhelminthes, Monogenea, Polystomatidea, Polystomatidae.
AUGGUUCAAGUUGUGAUAUUAGGAAAACAGGACUCAAUAGACUCCUCGUAUCCCAGCGUAAAUAUCGAAGAUAAUAUAGCCUACAACGAUUCUGAAAAUGGGCUUAUCCCUAUUUCUGAGACUACUACGGAUGCUCUUGGUAACUUUCAGGCUGGACCGAUACCACUGGCCAUUGGCGCUCUACCUCCUGAUACUAGGGAUUUUAAAUUUGACAUUCGCAAUCAUUUUUCCGUACGUCUAAGCAAGCCGGCUUACGAAUUUUCAUUAGAAACUUUGAAUGGACGAAUCCAGAAUCAGACCAAUCUUUCCUCUGUCAGCUGGUCUUUUAAAGCUAAAAAACUUGCCUUUCUACAAAUUAAAGUCACAACAAUUGUAGAAAAUGCAGAAGCACCCUUAUCAGGUGUAUUAUUGUCCGUUAUUGGGGACGACUAUCGUAAGAACAAAAUCACUAACCUUGAAGGCUACACCUAUUUCGUCGGCCUUUCUCCUGCAUUACGUUACAUUGCAAUAGCCUCUUGCCCGCUUAUCCUCUAUCCUGCUUGCACUCAUUAA